UUAAUGCGCGAUUCACUGGAAGUACUUUGACUGAAUUGCAUUAAGUAAAAAAAAUACAAUACGUCAUACAUUUAAACUGGGACUUUCCCUCUUCCGGCUUCGGGUCGAAUAUCCGGCUAGUUUGCUGACUCCUGAAACGGAAGUUCAUGUAAAGGGAUUAACGUACAGAAAGAAACACGAGAUGAAAACUCUGGUUGUUUUGGUGUUUGCUCUGACUCUCCUGGGACUUGGUUCUGCACUAAAGUGCUAUACAGCAUACAGUCAGGUGAUUGAAACUCAGGAUUGCUCCACUGAAGAUGCCUGCCUGGCGGUUUAUACCGAAGGUUCUUUCCAUAAAGGGAAAUGCCUCAAGUAUGCUGAUUGCGAUUUAGAGAAAGUUCGGCAAAUGUUUCCUGGUAUUGCAAACAUGAAAUUCAGAUGCUGUACCACAAGCCUCUGCAACGCAGCAUCAUUGUCUGUGGCCAGCAACUCGCUGGUGGGAUUACUGCUUUCAGUGGCACUGUUCUCCUGGUGUUUUCUCUAAUUUAGAGUCUGCAUUAAUGAUUUUUCAAAAUAUAUUAGUUUAUUUGCACUUUAACUAGACAUGCAUUUUGUAUUUCCAAAAAAUACAUAAACAAAUCUACUUACAUUUUGAAUUUACAAAGCACUUAAGAAACUCUCAUCACGAAGACAUGCAUAUCAACGUUUAAGUAUUAAACUGUUGGUUUUAUUAACCAUUUUUUUGUUGGAAUAAGGUUCUAACGAAAUAAACAACCUGAACAAUUA
Molecule: messenger RNA, 765 nt
Organism: Triplophysa dalaica
Lineage: Eukaryota; Metazoa; Chordata; Actinopteri; Cypriniformes; Nemacheilidae
Product: CD59 glycoprotein-like
Exons: 4
Coding region: 182-523 (113 amino acids)
Source: RefSeq, a predicted model, not a curated record